Molecule: messenger RNA, 7164 nt
Organism: Gastrolobium bilobum
Lineage: Eukaryota; Viridiplantae; Streptophyta; Magnoliopsida; Fabales; Fabaceae
Product: E3 ubiquitin-protein ligase PRT6
Exons: 19
Coding region: 212-6394 (2060 amino acids)
Biological process (GO): protein ubiquitination; ubiquitin-dependent protein catabolic process via the N-end rule pathway
Cellular component (GO): ubiquitin ligase complex; cytoplasm
Molecular function (GO): ubiquitin protein ligase activity; zinc ion binding
Source: RefSeq, a predicted model, not a curated record
UACAGUAGCUGCAGGUAGCAUCAUGUUUAACCAUAUGGAAUUGGAUUUUCAAGCAAAGUUUGGGGUUUUUGGGAAAUCCAAUUAGGGUUUGCUAUCAAAAUCAAGAAAUUGAAAAGAAUUUCCUUCUGCAGAAUCAAACCUGGGGAGUGAAGGUUCCGGGUUCGAUCCUCGCUCCUUGUGCUGUUGCUUCGUUCGGUUCUGGCGCUUCCUCAUGGCUGAUAAAAUGGAAAUCGAUUUACCUUCCGAUUCCCAACCCCUCAAGUCACGAGAUCGAAUCGUUCGGAGGCUUGUCCAGUUUGGGGUUCCUGAGGAGCAGCUUGACCAGCCUGGUUUGGUUGAUUUUGUUAAGGAUAAGAGGGAUUUGAUACCUGACCUGGUGUCUGUUAUAUUGCCUCCGGAUGUGGAAGUGGCAGAAGCAUUGCAAGAUUCUAAAUUGGGUUCGAAGAAGACACCUUUGGGUGUGACCAUGAAGAAGAGGUUCCAUGAGAGCAUGGUGUGGUUGCAGUGGUUGAUGUUUGAAGGUGACCCGAGUGCAGCCCUGAGAGGCCUUUCCAAGAUGUCUGUUGGGCAGAGGGGUGUCUGUGGGGCUGUUUGGGGACACAAUGAUAUAGCUUACAGGUGUAGGACAUGUGAACAUGACCCGACCUGUGCAAUCUGUGUUCCUUGUUUUGAGAAUGGGGAUCACAAGGGCCAUGAUUACUUUGUUAUAUACACGGGUGGUGGUUGUUGUGAUUGUGGGGAUGUCACAGCAUGGAAGCGUGAGGGUUUCUGCUUGAAGCAUAAGGGUGCCGAGCAGAUACAGCCUCUUCCGGAGGAAUUUGCAAACUCUAUUGCACCUGUGCUUGGUUCUCUUUUCACAUGUUGGAAACACAAGCUAGUGAGUGCGAGUGAUUCCAUUACUGAAAGAAAGAAGGCUGCCAAUGAGCUAACUUUUUCUGUGGUUGAUAUGCUUUUAGAAUUUUGCAAGCAUAGUGAGAGUUUGCUCAGCUUUAUUGCCAAGUCGUUGUUCUCUUCUACUGGUUUAUUGGGCAUCCUGGUGAGAUCUGAGAGGUUUUUAACUGAUGUUGUUGUAAAGAAACUCCAUGAGCUGCUCCUGAAAUUGUUGGGAGAACCUAUUUUUAAAUAUGAGUUUGCUAAAGUUUUUCUCACUUACUAUCCAAGUGUUAUAAAUGAGGCCAUAAAAGAGUGCAGCGACCAUCCUCUGAAGAGGUAUCCUCUACUAUCCACGUUCUCUGUGCAGAUACUUACAGUGCCCACUCUUACCCCACGUCUUGUGAAGGAAAUCAACCUACUAACCAUGCUGUUAGGAUGUCUUGAAAGCAUUUUCAUUUCUUGUGCUGAAGACGGACGUUUACAGGUUUCCAGAUGGGUAAAUUUGUAUGAGACGACGAUACGUGUUGUUGAAGAUAUCCGAUUUGUAAUGAGCCAUGUGGUGGUGCCCAAAUAUGUAACAAAUGACCAGCAAGAUAUCUCAAGAACCUGGAUGAGGCUUAUAUCCUUUGUGCAAGGGAUGAACCCUCAAAAGAGAGAAACAGGUCAACAUAUAGAAGAAGAAAAUGAGAAUGUCCAUUUGCCUUUUGUUUUAGGGCACUCUAUUGCCAAUAUUCACUCUCUAUUGGUAGAUGGAGCAUUUUCUGAUUCUAGCAAGGGAGAGAUGGAUGAUGAAAAUGUUUGGAGCUCAAAUAAGAAUGAAUCAGAUGAUGGAGAUAACCUAAGACGUGCAAAGGUAGGGCGGCUCUCCCAGGAUAGCUCUACAUGUAAUGUGACCUGUAGGAAUAGUGUCUUUGCUUCAUCAAAGGUUCUUGAGAUAAAAUCUGACGCCUCUUCUCAACUGCUUCUUCCACGUUCUGUCUCUUGGUUGAUAUAUGAGUGUUUAAGGGCUAUUGAGAAUUGGUGGGGAGUUGAGAAUACCCCUGGGGUGCUUCCUAAAAUAUUAGCUCCAAACAAUGAUAGUGUCUAUGAUGACAAUUUUUCAGCAUUUAAGAGAACAAUAUCUAAUUUCAGAAGGGGUAAAUAUACAUUUGGUAGGCUUGCAAGUUCAAGAGAAGAUCAUGGUAACAAAUGCUCUGAAUAUUGCAUUGAUGACCUGGAAAUUGGUAAAAAUGCAGGGAAGGAUGGUAAAUUGAAAACAGAUGGUGAAAUUGAUUCAGAAAACACCUGCAUCCGUCCCAGUUUUGAUGAUAGUGCCAUGGACGAAGAUUUUCCUGUGGAAUCAGACUGUCUACAUUUUUUAUCAUUACCUGAUUGGCCACAGAUAGUCUAUGAUGUUAGUUCACAAGAUAUAUCUGUACACACUCCGUUACAUAGAUUGCUUUCCAUGCUAUUGACAAAAGCACUGAGAAGAUAUUUUUGUGAAUCUGAAGUGCCAGAUGUCACUGAUGUUUGUUCUACUAAUUCAUUGUCAACAAUUUACACUGACUUCUUUGGACAUGCUUUACGAGGAAGUCAUCCGAAUGGUUUCUCUGCCUUUAUAAUGGAGCAUCCAAUGCGGAUUAGGGUCUUUUGUGCUGAAGUCCAUGCUGGAAUGUGGCGUAAAAAUGGAGAUGCUGCUUUACUAUCUUGUGAAUGGUAUAGAUCAGUACGCUGGUCUGAACAAGGUCUGGAGCUUGAUCUAUUUCUCCUUCAGUGUUGUGCUGCACUAGCUCCAGAAGAUCAAUAUGUCAGUAGAAUUCUAGAGCGCUUUGGGCUAUCAAAUUACUUAUCCCUAAAUCUUGAACGGUCUAGCGAAUAUGAACCUGUUUUAGUCCAGGAAAUGCUUACACUUAUUAUUCAGAUUAUAAAAGAACGGCGCUUUUGUGGGCUAAGUACUGCUGAAAGUUUGAAAAGAGAACUAAUUUAUAAGUUAUCCAUUGGAGAUACCACUCAUAGUCUAUUGUUGAAGUCUCUUCCUCGUGAUCUCUCCAAGUUUGAACAGCUUCAAGACAUUUUGGAUACUGUAGCUGUUUAUUCUAAUCCAUCUGGAUUUAAUCAGGGUAUGUAUUCUCUGCGAUGGCCGUUGUGGAAAGAAUUGGAUUUGUAUCAUCCACGUUGGAAUUCAAAGGAUUUACAAGUUGCCGAAGAAAGAUACCUACGCUUCUGCAGUGUCUCUGCACUAACUAGUCAGGUGCCCCAGUGGACCAAAAUCCAUCCUCCUCUGAAGGGAAUAGCCAGAAUAGCCACUUGCAAAGUUGUCCUACAAUUUAUCCGUGCAGUGCUAUAUUAUGCUGUUUUUACUUUUAAAUCAGCUGAAUCCCGUGCUCCUGAUAGUGUUCUUAUACCUGCACUACACUUGCUAUCGUUAUCACUAGAUAUUUGUUUUCAGCAGAAAGGAUCUAGUGAGAAUACAUGUCAUGAUGUGGCACAAAUUCCCAUAAUAGCCUUCUCUGGAGAAAUAAUUGAUGAGAAUUCUUCUUAUGAUGGUGAACUAAGCUUGUUGUCACUUCUUGUUUUACUGAUGGAAAGGCACAGGAAGGAAAAUGAAGACAACUUUGUACAACCAGGUGGUUGCAGUCUAUCUACUCUAAUUGAAAGCUUACUGAAGAAAUUUGCUGAGAUUGAUGACAGAUGCAUGAUUAAGUUGCAAAAUCUUGCCCCUGAAGUCGUGGGUCAUGUUUCUGAAAUUGUUCCAACUAGAGACUCAAGUGUCUCAUUGUCGGCUUCUGAUAGCGAGAAACGCAAGGCAAAAGCUCGGGAGAGGCAGGCUGCUAUAAUGGAAAAGAUGAGAGCCCAACAGACAAAAUUUUUGGCCAGCAUUGAUUCUACUGUUGACGAUGGUUCUCAACUUGGUCAUGAAGGUGACUUAGACACUGAACAUGAUGCUGAAGAAUCUAAACAAAUUGUUUGCUCUCUUUGCCAUGACCACAGUUCAAAAUAUCCCAUUUCAAUUUUUAUUCUUCUUCAGAAAUCUAAGCUUGUGAGUUCCGUGGACCGAGGUCCCCCAUCAUGGGCCCAACUUCGCCAAUCAGAUAAAGAACACAUGCCUAUCAUCAACACCAAGGAGACAGAUACAUUAGCUAUGAACUGGAAUUCAGGAUCAACUUCUUCUUCCCAUUUAACUCAGUUAGUUCAGAAUGCUGCCAAUGAAUUAGCUUCUUCUGGGCAACCUGGGGAAGUUAAUCUUUUUCUGCGAUAUGUCAAGAAUCAAUUCCCAGUGUUGGGAAAUUUUCAGCUCACAGACACAUGUUAUGAAGAAAAAGAAAGGACGCCAUAUACUUUUGAGACAUUAGAACGGGGUAUGUAUUUCUGCAUUCGUGAUGAAGUACAUGAUCUUAUGUUGUCUUCUGAUUUGAUGAAUGAGGAUGAGAAGGUUCCAACUGCUGGAGGGAAUCCAAAUAAUAUAAUAGAUACUGGAUCUGUAUUGCUUGGGAAAUAUACAGCUGAUCUUGUGAGAGAGAUGUCGGAAAAUUCUUCUGCAUCUGAAAAUGCUUGUGGGGAGAAUGCUUCUGUUGAAUCAACAUCACAGCAUCCAGCAUAUGAUGGAUUUGGUCCCACAGAUUGCGAUGGAGUUCAUCUUUCUUCAUGUGGGCAUGCAGCACAUCAAGGGUGUCUUGAUCGAUAUUUGUCUUCAUUAAAAGAAAGAUAUGUCAGAAGAAUUGUUUUUGAAGGAGGACAUAUUGUUGACCCAGAUCAGGGAGAGUUUCUCUGCCCAGUGUGCCGCCGACUUGUAAAUUGUGUCUUGCCUACUUUACCUGGAGAAUUACAGAAGCCUCUCAAGCAGUCUAUUGUCUUGAGUACUGGUUCAAUACCUACUGCAGCCCCCAUAGCUAAAUUGAGCGAAGUGACACAUUCACUUCACCUUCAGCAAGCCUUGAAGCUCUUGCAAUCUGCUGCCAAUGCAGUUGGAAAAGAUAAAUUCUUAAAAGCCAUUCCUUUGCAUCACAUUGAUAGAACUAGACCAAAUCUUGAAAAUUUCUCUCAGGUGCUUUCUAAAAUGUAUUUCCCUGGCAAACAAGAUAAGUUAUCAACAUUUGCCAGACUAAACCAUUCAAUACUGAUGUGGGAUUCUCUUAAGUACUCCUUGACGUCAAUGGAGAUUGCUGCACGUUGUGGAAGGACUACUUUAACUCCAAACUUUGCUCUUAGUGCCAUGUAUGAAGAACUCAGAUCUUCAACUGGCUUUAUAUUAUCUUUGUUGCUGAAACUUGUUCAAAAGGCACGGAGUAAGAAUUCUCUUCAUGUACUUCAAAGAUUUAGAGGUGUUCAACUCUUUGCAGAAUCGAUUUGCUCUGGGGUUUCCCUGAAUUAUGCAAAUAAUGAUGUAUCUGGGAGAGGUGAUAUGCUAACUAUCUUAAAGCAUAUUGAAAAGGACUUGUCGAACACUGACAUAUGCUUUUGGAGUCAGGCUUCAGAUCCUGUACUUGCCCAUGACCCUUUCUCAACGUUGAUGUGGGUUCUGUUUUGUCUACCAUAUCCAUUUUUGUCAUGUGAAGAAUCUUUGUUAUCCCUUGUGCAUCUUUUCUAUAUCGUAGCUGUAACCCAGGCUAUAAUUUUGUAUUAUGAGAAAUCUCAGGAUAAAUCAUCAAGCAAGUCAAGUUUUUCAGAUUGCCUGAUUACUGACAUAUAUAAAGUUAUGGGUGAAUCUGGAUGUGCUCUGCAGUAUUUUGUGUCAAACUAUUUUGACCCUGGUGUUGAUAUUAAAGAUGCGAUUCGGAAGUUUACUUUCCCUUAUUUGCGAAGAUGUGCAUUGUUGUGGAAAUUACUCUAUUCUUCUAUCCCAGCACCAUUCUGUGAUGGGGAAUAUAUGUUGGAUAGAUCGUGGAAUGUCCUGAAUGACACCAUGGACAGGGCCAAUAUUGACAUGUUUGAGGUCACAAAAAUUCAAGAGCUUGAGAAUAUGUUUAAAAUUCCCCCUCUUGAUGCGGUUCUAAAGGAUGAACUUUCAAGAUCUUCAGUCUCUAUUUGGUGUCGUCAUUUUUGCAAGGAAAUUGAAUUGCAGGGAAUUCAACGUCAUAUGCAUAUAACACCUGCAGUUCCAUUUGAAUUGAUGAGAUUGCCAAAUGUUUAUCAGGAUCUUUUGCAGAGGUGUAUCAAACAGCGCUGCCCGGAAUGCAAAACACUUCUUGAUGAGCCUGCAUUGUGCCUACUGUGUGGUAAAUUGUGCUCCCCUAGUUGGAAACCAUGCUGCAGUAAAAGUGGAUGUCAAACUCAUUCUGGAACCUGUGGAGCUGGUACUGGAGUGUUUCUGUUGAUUAGGAGAACUACAAUCCUACUCCAGAGAUCUGCACGUCAGGCCCCCUGGCCUUCUCCUUACUUGGAUGCUUUUGGUGAGGAGGAUUUUGAAAUGAAUCGAGGCAAGCCACUUUACCUGAAUGAGGAACGUUAUGCUGCUUUGACCUAUAUGGUUGCUUCUCAUGGUCUGGACCGGAGUUCCAAGGUUCUUGGACAGACUACUAUUGGUUCCUUCUUCCUGGUUUAGUUCAAAUUUUACAUGUUGUUUCAAAUGUUAAGAAUUUUUUACUGGACAUACCUCUGGAAGGUGGAAAGUGGUUCUAGAUAUGCUAAAAUAUCAUGUUAUACACUCCCCUGACUAAUCAAAGGAUCUUAGUUCAUACUAUGUCUUGUGCUAUAAGUGUAUAGCUCAUUCAGUAAUUGAUACAGUUGCUGCAUAAAGAUUUUAAAACUUGGAUCCUGUGGGAGAAUCUACCUGUUGGCCACGGCUGUACUGAGUUUCCCGGUGCUAACAUAGCAGCAAGCUUUCUUCUGCUCCAUGCUAACCAGAGGACAGCAGUCUUCUAUGAAGUAGGUGCACUGGUGUACAUAUAUCAUAAUACUAGCAAGAGGAGCAAUUGCUUUAAGGUAUAAUUUAUGAAAUUAUGGACUUAUACCUGCUCAUUAGUGGUUUACGAUGUGGGAGAAGACAAUCAUGUUGGUUCUGUAUCUCUCCUUCUUUCAUCUCUCUUGAGUUGGGUCUUUGGUUAGGGCAUUCCCUCUGCUUGGGUUGGGGGAAACAGGAAAAUUUCCAAUUUGUGGGAAUAUUGUAUCCAAUGCAUAUAUAUACUAAUUUUCGCUGUCAAUAUGUUGGUUUGCUUUAUUUAUAUUCGAGUUGUGUAAUAUUUGGGCUGUUUUCAUUUUCAAGCGUGAUGUCUUGUGAUGAUUUUAUCAUAUUUUGGAGAAUUAAAGAUAGGUGAAAGGUGGUUUUGUUUCAAUGUAAGCAGGUGAAUGUUGGAAGGGGAAAGGAUUUUCAGU